Messenger RNA from Amyelois transitella, 2731 nucleotides. It is a transcript of the gene gudu, whose product is annotated as armadillo repeat-containing protein gudu. NCBI's taxonomy places the organism in Eukaryota, Metazoa, Arthropoda, Insecta, Lepidoptera, Pyralidae. The transcript has 6 exons. The coding region runs from base 745 to 2727 and encodes 660 amino acids. The record is from RefSeq and is a predicted model, not a curated record. Gene Ontology annotation, molecular function: protein binding.
CAUCCAGUCGCCUAAUCGUUCAAGUUUCCUCACGGUAUUUUCUCUAACUGUAAGAGCAUUGUAGCAAGGUUGUUAUCAUAGAUAUAUAUAAAAUGUAUAGAUACUCGUUUGUUUUUCUUCUACUAAGUAAUUUAUUAAUCUGUCGUUAAGUUGUCGAACGAAUCUUGUUAAGUAUGUGCGUGCAUCUAUACCUCAAUAUUUAUCACCUUACUAUCCUUGACAGCCAACCGUCUUUUUCAUUGCACAAUUUCCAUAUUAAAUUAUAGUAAAUGUCUACUUACUUAAUUUAAAAGAUUGGUUUGAGGGUGUGUGCGUCGGAAAUAGAUUUUCGGUGCAUUAGUCUUGAGUUUGGGUUGGUAGAUAUCGUAAUGAAUUUGUAUUUCAAAGCGCAUAAUAAGGAAAAAAAUCAUACCUCUUAACCACCUUAACAAAAAGUGGUCAUUAUGUUCGGGUUUCAGCACAUCCUUUACGCUUCUCCUAAACUGAAACAAUUCAAAGAAAAUAAAUGAUAUAUAAAAAAAGAACUGUGGGGAAAAGGUGACUUGAGCCUAAAUGCUUUGGUAUUUGAAUUUGUUUGCUGCAGUAACGACAAUUAAAAGCUCGUCUUGUUAACUUUUUGCUUAGUUGCUACGCAACAUUAUUGACAAAACCAGACUAAUCAAUCGUUGCUUGAAAAAUCAUCUUUCGACGAAUAUUUUUUUGUAAACGCAAGUUAUUUUGAAGAGUUUCUAUAUUAUAUAAAUCAUGGGGGAAGUGGAUAAUAUAUCGACUUUCAGCGUAGAUGGAGGACAGGAUACUGUCGGUCUACCGAGGAUCGUGAUGGUCACCGAGGGUUCAGAUACCUCGGCGUCUUCGGCCUCGUCCACAUCUGCGAGCGAAGACAAUUGGGCUGACCUCAUCAAAUCUUCAGAAAUACCACCUGAAUAUUGGCACAUACAGAAACUCGUAAAGUAUAUGAAAGCCGGCAAUCAAACGGCCACUAUGGUGGCUUUGUCUUGUUUGAAAGAUCACGAUCUGACUAUAGAAGUCAAUCAAAGAGCGAUACAAGAAAUAGGAGGUUUAGAAUUACUUGUCAACUUACUAGAGACUCGAGAUUUGUGCUGUAUUUUGGGAGGACUAGCUGUUCUCAAAGAUAUCACACCGAAUAUUGAAAUACGGAAGAAAGUUACGGACCUGGGCGCUAUUCCUUUACUCGUUGGGUUAUUGUCAGAUCCUGCUAGAGAUGUACAAAUACUUGCAGCAGAAACUAUUGCUAAUUUAGGCAGAAUUCGCAAAAGUAGAAAAUUUUGCAGAAAGUUCGGUGGAAUACCUAAAUUAAUUGACUUAUUAGAUGUAAAAGAAAGGUACUUAGUUUCACCGCGCGAAGAGUUGAAUUUAGAUGAACAACAGUAUUUGGACAUUGCUCGAGCUGGCGCUAAAGCAUUGUGGUCGAUGUCGGCUUCGCAAAGGAAUCGGGAGGCCAUGAGGAAGUAUGGUAUGAUACCGCUGAUCGCAAGAUUGCUGAAAACCAUACACCUGGACGUAGCAGUGCCAGCCGUUGGCCUAUUACAAAUGUGUGCCAAUGAAACCUCUUUCCAGUUGGCAAUACAAACAGAAAAAAUGGUUGGUGACUUGAUAAAACAUUUGAGCAAUGACGACAAAGAUUUAAAGACCUAUUGUAGCUUAGCAAUCUAUAAGUGUGCAAGUGAUCCAAUAACGAGAGACAUGAUACGUGAAGCAGGCGGCUUGGAACUAUUGGUAGAAGCUGCACAAGAUUCCAGCAAUAGACCAAAUAAGGCACUAAUGGCAGCGGUAACUGGAGCGUUGUGGAAAUGUGCUAACAGCGACGCUAGUGUCAAGAAAUUAGAUAAUCUUGGCGCAGUCCCGAUAUUAGUUCGACUGCUUGAUGAUGAGAAUGAUGGAGUCUUGACUAAUGUCGCAGGAGCAUUAGCGGAAUGUGCAAAAUUUCCACCUAAUCGAGAUAAAAUUAGAAGCACUGGUGGAAUUCCAAUGUUAAUUCACCACCUCAACAACACGUAUAAACCGCUUCUUGAAAAUGUACCUUUGGUGUUAAUGGAGUGUGCCAAAGAACAAAACUGUAUGUACGAAAUCGAAGAGCUCGAUGGAGUAAGACUGAUUUGGUCAUUGUUGAAGAAUGAUUCGAAAAAAGUGCAGACCAACGCUGCAUUGGCUUUAAGUCCGUGUGUGCAAAAUGCUACAGAUUCCGGAGAAAUGGUCAGAUCGUUUGUGGGUGCCCUAGAUCUGACUGUAGAUUUAUUGGAUUCUGAUGACCAUAAUGUUUUAUCUGCUGUGUGCGCAGCAAUAGCUACUAUUGCUAAAGAUCAUGAGAAUUUAGCUGUCAUUUCUGAUCAUGGAGUGGUAGCUAAACUUUCCAAACUAGUGAGCACAACGGAUGACCAUUUGAGGGCCAAUCUUGGCGUCGCUAUAGCUUAUUGUUGCGAUUGGGCCCAAAACCGGCAGGAGUUCGGGAGACGUGGAGCCAUCACUCCUCUGGUCAACUACAUGACGUCACGGGACCCCAACGUGCACAGAGCAACAGCGCUGGCACUGUACCAUUUGUCGUUUUAUUCGAUCAACUGUGUCACGAUGCAUGCUGCUGGAGUGGUCCAAUUCCUUCUGGAGACCAUAGGAUCCAAGGACCCGGUACUGCAGGAGGCUUCCGCGGGCUGUCUGUGCAACAUACGCAAGUUGGCUCUCGCCACGGAGAAGAUCAAAUUGAAACAAUAAUUAC